Messenger RNA from Camellia sinensis, 1506 nucleotides. Lineage: Eukaryota; Viridiplantae; Streptophyta; Magnoliopsida; Ericales; Theaceae. The record is from RefSeq and is a predicted model, not a curated record.
AUGGCACAGGAAGAAGUAGUCAAUGUGAGAGUGGACCCGCUGGGGGAUGAUGAUGGGGAGGAGUUAGCAGUGCAAUACAGGACGGAGGCACGGAUGGUGGGGGCGGGGGUGGUUGAGCCGCCGAAAGGCGGAGACCUCGGCCGGGCGGAAUUGGAGGCGAGGAGAAAAGCUCAGGAGAUAAAGGAUCGGGCCAUUCUGGCCAAGGCCGCGAAGUUCACGGAGGCGCAGAGGGACCGUCCGCGUCAACCGAUCGCGCGGGAGAGAAUCCGACCGCGCCCAAGGCCGUUGGGUGAAAAAGACUUAAGCAGUUUUGAGCCGCGGCCGCCGCCUGUAGACCCUGUAAAGGAAAAGGCUAGAAAGGUGGUGGAGGCUCUAAAAAAGAAGAAGAAGAAGAGGAGUGCCCCAGAGGAAGCAGCAGAUGCGUCUGGGGCCAAGAGGGCUAAGGUGGCCCCAACUGAGGUGGACGUCCCCGUGGCCAAGGACACCCCAGAGGUGGUGGAGAUCAUCCCAACGGUGGAGGUUGUGGAGAUUGCUCCAUCAGUGCAAGUAGAGGCUGGGUCGACUGAGGCAGUGCCGAGCGGAAUGGAACAGGUCCAGAAGAGGCCUGACCCCCAGGAAGGAGGGGUUCGUCUGGCUACGGCGAUCUAUCAUGCGCGCGCGGUAGCUGGAAGGUUGGAGGGAGAAGAAGACCCAGCCAGGGCGGGGGCAGACCGCCUGGUGAAGAUUGUGGAAGAGAUGGCUCUGCGCGCGAUAUCAGGGUAUAACGAGGCCGACCUGCUGAGGGGGUUAUGCUCCGCCCAAAUGGAGGUAACUACCUUGGCAGGGGCCCUCCUUAGGAAGGCGGGGGCUGCCAAGUUGAAGGCUGAGGAGGCCAGGGUCCAGUUGGCCAAAUUGAGGAAGGACAGUGCCGACUGGAAGACUGCCUAUGCCGAUCUGCCAGCAGUCAAGUUGGAGCUCGAGGACACACGCCGUAAGGUCGUGUCGCUCGAGUUCCAACUGGCUGGUGAACAGAAAAAGUUAGAAGAGUCUGAGAGGGCCUGCGCCGUGGCAGUCGAGCGGCAUGAAGAGGCCAUGACCAGCAAUGAAGAGCUGGUCAGGAAAAAGGAUGAAGCGGAUUCCAGAAUUGGAGAUUUGUUGAAGGAGUUGGGGGAGGAGCGCGCCAGAGCAGAGGAGGAGAAGGGGAGGCUUCUGAGGGCGUGGGAGAUGGAGAAGGCGAAGGCGGUGGCGGAGCUGGAGAGUCUGAAGAAGGGGGUGGAGGAGGAGAGGGCCACGGCGGCGGCUGAAAGGGGGGCCCUACAAAGAGAGCUGGGCGAGGAGAGGGCGAAGGCGGCGUCUGAAAAGGCGGCCUACCCUGAUCUGUGCGUCGCAGCAGUGGAGCAAUAUAAGGGGUCCUCCGAAUUUCAGAUGGUGGUGGACGCCGCUGUCGCCAGGAGUCUAGCUGGUCAAGAGUUGGGGGGGUGGGCCCAUCAAGGAAGACUGUUGGAGGUAGGACAGAGACAGAGGUGA